This is a messenger RNA of Aspergillus heteromorphus CBS 117.55, 621 nucleotides long. RefSeq lists its product as uncharacterized. Lineage: Eukaryota; Fungi; Ascomycota; Eurotiomycetes; Eurotiales; Aspergillaceae. The coding region runs from base 1 to 621 and encodes 206 amino acids. The record is from RefSeq and is a predicted model, not a curated record. The transcript is spliced from 5 exons.
AUGUAUCAUCAGUUGGCCUGCUGGCCCAAUGGUAAGGCGCUUGACUACGGAUCAAGAGAUUGCAGGUUCGAAUCCUGCCACGCAGCGAAGGAAUUAGAGGCGGUCAAGAAAGACCUCAACACCGCAAAUACGACGAUCACGCAAAUGCGGACCAAAGUGUGGCAGACCGAAUCCAGGUAUCAAGGCUCCUUGAAUGGUGUCCGCGAGCGUGACAAGACGAUCGAUGAGAUGAAGGCCGAAAAGGAGGCUGCGCGCCUGGACGACUACAAUAAUCUCGACCCCGAUUACGAUGGGGCAAAAAUCAUGAUCGUCAGCAGAACCUGCUUGGCGAAGGCAGUGGAUAUGGGAAAAGACGGUGGAAAGAAAGCCCACCUGUAUUCUCAUGGGUACGAUUACCAGAACCAAGUGCUUCAGAUCAAAAAGGUGAAUCCCCGCGAUCGACGUUCUGCUUGGAUCAUCACCUUGGAUUCGUCGAUGAAAAGGACACUUCGGACAUCUGACAAGUUCCAAAAUCUCUACGGCAAGAAAUAUCUGUAUUCUGACAGAGAGGGGUACCUAGGUGCAGCUCCUUUGCGGACAAAUUCCUUCGGACAGCUGUUUUCGAGACUCCGGCUUCCUUGA